This is a messenger RNA of Oncorhynchus keta (chum salmon), 2079 nucleotides long. Its product is annotated as E3 ubiquitin-protein ligase RNF4-like. The record is from RefSeq and is a predicted model, not a curated record. Gene Ontology annotation, molecular function: zinc ion binding; transcription factor binding. The transcript has 8 exons. Bases 274 to 834 code for a protein of 186 amino acids. Lineage: Eukaryota; Metazoa; Chordata; Actinopteri; Salmoniformes; Salmonidae. Gene Ontology annotation, biological process: positive regulation of transcription by RNA polymerase II.
CGAGUCCAACGUGCCCAGCUCUGCAUCUUUUCAUUCUAUGAAGGUGGGGCGUGUGGAUGCGAUCAGCCAACCCCAAAGAAGAAGAAGAAGAAGAAGAAGAAGAAGAAGAAGAAGCGUUUCCCGUUGUAUUUGGUUAGCAGGCUGCAGGAGAGAGGAAGUUGAUUUUCAAAAAAUUACUGUUCAAUUGGUCUCGAGCUUGAGUCGGAACGGAUGUAAAUUUAUCAGCGUGUACUAUAUUUGACCGAUUUUCAUCCACACCUUUCCCAUCACAACAUGAGCAGUACAAGGAAGAGAAGGACUGGAGCCCCCUCAAGUUCCAGACGCACAGCCAAGAGUAGCAGAGUCACCACCACUAUGCCACUUCGUGCAGCAGCCGCUGCUGAGACCAUUGCUGUGCUGGAGAGCAGUAGGACUAGCAGUGAGGAGGUGGUGGACUUGACAUGUGAAGGUUCUGAGUCAACUGUGGUUGACUUGACCAACAAUGAUUCCAUGGUGGUUGUCGUUGAAGGGCUUCAGGGCAGACGUGGACUUGGCGGUGAGAGUUACGUGCUGAGCAGUGAUGAGGAGGGGGAUACCAAUGGGAGCCUCAGUGCUGACCUUCUAUCUUCUCUACAGGCCAGCAGUAGAGCCAGGUCUACGCCAGGUACAGUCAGCUGCCCAGUGUGUAUGGACUCCUAUGCUGAGAUCAUUGAAAGUGGCAGACUAGUGGUCUCUACAAAAUGUGGUCACCUUUUCUGCAGUCAGUGCCUCCGUGACUCACUGUCGAGAUCCCACACUUGCCCAACCUGCAGAAAGAAACUGACCCACAGGCAAUACCACCCCAUAUACAUCUGAUGCCAAACACCCAUGACUCAUCCACCCACUUGUUUCACCCUCCAAACCGGCAACACUUUGAAUCAUACCUGACUAUCACUGCCCCCUAAUGGACAAGCAUACCUUUUUGUUUACAUACACAUUCAACCGAUGUUUCUUCUACAAUGACUCUCUCAUGCCAGCAGACAUUCACCUAUAUUUAAAAAAAAAAAAAAAAAAACGUAUUCCACCUAUUCUCGUACUGCUGGUCAUUCAUUCCACAGUAAUCAGAUUGUUGUGGAUCUGCAUCACCAGUGACCACAACCAAGAAAAAACUACACUCAGAAGCUAUAUUACCUUUUGAUCAGAUACUGUUUUAAUGAAAUGCCACAUUUUAGAAUUUUAUUUUAAUUUAGCAACUUGGUCUUUUUAUUUUUAUCUUAAGUCACAUGUUGUCGAUGGAAAUAGCACAUGUGAAUUGCGCUUAAGUUGCUCUAUGCUGAAAUCGCACCACCAUUUCCUAUAUGCUAAACCUCUAAUAGUUAGCCUAAUAUUAGUUUAUAUGACAAAAUAAGCUAGUAUAGUGUAGAGAAUCAUUGUACAUAUAAACCAUUGAAAUAUAUUUUCCAUAACCAAAAAUAUUGUUUCAGCUUUUUUAAGCUUGUGUACAAAACUGGAUGUAAGACUCAAACAGAACUUAAACAUAGAAAUAGAAUUGAUAAAAGCAGUAUUAGACUUGCUUUAAAGUAGAAUAAUAGAUCUAUAACCCAAAUUUCUAUGUGAAUUUGGUCUGGUUGGCCAAAAAGUUACAUGUUGCCACAGGAGACCUAACUCUAACUCCAGUAGAAGCAUCUGAUUAUUGCUGCUGAGUAGGUGGCUGUCUGAAUGGUGGGUGUUGCUUGAAUUUGGUCAUCGACAUUGUAAAUAAUUUUGUGGAUAGAUAUAGAUAAAGGAUAAGUUAAUUUAAGGUUCAAUAAAAAUGUUGAUUGAAAGUAUUGUUUCUGGUAUCUUUGUGACAGAAACUAAGAGACCCUGAGGUAGGAGAGUGCAUUUUUGAGCACUCAUGCUAACCUGAGAGAUCUAUAAUUCCUGUCAUUUUGGAUGUACCUACUCAUUCAAGGGUUUCUUUAUUUGUACUAUUUUCUACAUUGUAGAAUAUUAGGGAAGACAUCAGAACUAUGAAAUAACUCAUGGCAUCAUGUAGAAACUGAAAGUGUUAAACAAAUCAUAAUUAUAUAUUUUAUAUUCUUCAAAGUAGCCACCCUUUGCCUUUAUGACAGCUUUGCG